Jaminaea rosea is the source of this 1598-nucleotide messenger RNA. Its product is annotated as putative hexokinase. Gene Ontology annotation, molecular function: glucokinase activity; fructokinase activity; D-glucose binding. Gene Ontology annotation, biological process: glycolytic process; intracellular glucose homeostasis; glucose 6-phosphate metabolic process. Gene Ontology annotation, cellular component: mitochondrion; cytosol. The record is from RefSeq and is a predicted model, not a curated record. Bases 83 to 1528 code for a protein of 481 amino acids. The transcript has 2 exons. NCBI's taxonomy places the organism in Eukaryota, Fungi, Basidiomycota, Exobasidiomycetes, Microstromatales.
GACACCUCUCCUCCUCCUCCUCCUCCUCCUCCUCCUCCUCCUCCUCCUCACUGAUUCUCGGUCUCGCUCUUUGCCGCUGAUCAUGCCCGCUGCCGUCAAACGGACGCUGGAGCAGGCCCUCUCUGGCAUCGAGGGCGAGUUCUCCCUCGACACUUCUGCUCUCAAUGCCCUCGUCGGACGAUUCCACGAACUCAUGGACUAUGGCCUCGCCAACACAGGAGCAGACAUGGCCAUGAUCCCUAGCUUUGUGACUGGUGUGCCAGAUGGCAGCGAGACGGGGACCUACCUUGCAUUGGAUCUGGGUGGUACCAACUUGAGGGUCUGCGCCGUCAAGCUCAACGGGGACGGGACAUUCAAGAUGACGCAGGAGAAAUACAAGGUCUCGGACACUCUCAAGCAAGGCCCCAUCGCCCACCUCAUGGACUACAUCGCCUCCUCCGUCGACACCUUCCUGACAGACAAUGCCGCCUCCUCUGCCGAAGGCCUCGACGAGCUCAAUAUGGGGUUCACCUUCUCCUUCCCCGUCGAGCAGACCGCAAUCGACCGUGGACAGCUCAUCAAAUGGACAAAGGGCUUCAACUGCCCCGAUGCCCCGGGGAAGGACGUCAUCCAGCUCCUCCAGGCAGCUCUUGACCGCAAGCACAUCAAGGUCAAGGUCAACGCCUUGGUAAACGACACAGUCGGCGCCCUCCUCGCACACGCCUACCAGAGCGGCGGAGCCUUCAUCGGUGCCAUCUACGGUACGGGCACGAACGGCGCCUACGUUGCGGACAUUGACGAUGUCAAGAAGCUCACAAUCCACGGCGACUCCAAGCCCAGUCACAUGCUGAUCAACACAGAGUGGGGAGGAUUUGACGAUGAUGCCCAGUCGAGGCAUGAGGGGGCAGGUCUUUGGGUCACCAGCUAUGACAACUACGUAGACCGAACGGCUAUCAGGCCCAGGCAUCACUGCUUCGAGAAGAUGAUCAGUGGGAUGUACCUUGGUGAGGUGUGCCGGGCAGUCAUGAUCUCGUUGAUCGAUCGACUGCUGCUCUUCGGUGGCUACUCGUCAACGGGCAUGAACACACAGUACGGCUUCGAUACGGCUUACGUGUCUGCUGUGCUGGCGGACAAGGACGACACAGCGAGCAAGGAAUCGGCGACGAGGAAGAUCCUCGUCGGGACGAUGGGGCUAAAGGAGGAAGUAGUGAGCGCCAAGGACGUGGAAGCCGUCAGGCGGAUCUGCUCCAUCGUGGCCAUAAGGGCUGCGCGGCUGUCCGCAGUCCCCAUCGCAGCGACGAUCAGGCAUACGGGCGAGGAUAAGAAGCAGGGCGGGAAGGAGAUCAAGGUGGGCGUCGACGGGUCAGUGGUGGAGUUCCUGCCGGGAUUCAAGGAGGAGAUGAGUGCGGGGCUGGUGGAGAUGUUGGGCAAGGAGACAGCGGGAAGGAUUCAGCUGGGAUACGCGAGGGAUGGGUCUGGCGUCGGAGCAGCGCUGUGCUCAUUGAUGGCAUUCAAGCAGCAACAGGCGGGUCACGUGUUGACGUCGUAGCGAGGCGAGGCAGAUGGAAGCGCAAGAUAGCAAUGCAAAUACAUCAUAGUAUGGUCAACGAGAAUUAUCG